AUGGACUCCAGUCAGCAACCCACCGAACCAGUUUCCUUCAUUUCCAUUGGGGCCCCAGAGCAGGCCGCCGCCACCAUGGAGCCGAGACGAGCAAUCCAGGUAUCCACCCCUGACUUGUUCCACGGAGAUCGUAGCAAGCAUCGAGCUUUUGUCGCACAAGCUGAUCUCUACUACGCUUUCAAUGGACACCUUUUCUUGACACAAAUGCAAAGGAUCUUGUGGUUAAUCUCGUUCUUCCGAGGAACUGCGUUCAAUUGGAUCGAACCCUUCUUCAAUGACCUUAUGACCAAGACAACCGACGGACAACUCAAUGAGAACAUGAAACCUGAGACACGCCGCCUCUUCAAUACUUAUGAGUCAUUCCGACAAGGAUUCGACAGGGCUUUCGGGGAAGUUGACCCCGAUCACAUGGCUGAGAGAGCAUUACGACAACUUAAGCAGACAGGGUCAGUUACAGCCUACACUGCUAAAUUCCAACAAUACGCCGGGCGUAUUACAUGGGAUGAUGACUACCUUAGAUCCCAGUUCUAUGAGGGACUCAAGGAUAUCAUCAAGGACGAGCUAGCCAGAGCUCCAAAACCAUCAAACCUUUCCGAAUUAAUCGAGACCUCCAUUCUAAUUGACAAUCGCUUUUAUGAACGACGAAUGGAGAAAAAGGGAAUCACUCAAGAGAGUAGAAAGUUUCCAAAACAUCAGCGCCAGAACAGACACGAUGAUGCCGGCGAUCCAAUGGAAUUGGACGGAGCUGAACGCCACCAAAAACCAAAUGGACUUAGCGUUGAAGAGAAAAAGAGACGCAGGGAAAACAACCUAUGCUUCACCUGUGGGAAAAGCGGACAUAUGUCUAGGGAUUGUUCCCAGAAAAAGCCUUUCGCCGCGAAGGGCAAGAAACAAGUAAGAUUUGGAACCAAGAAACUGGGAUCCCGAGAAGCGGGUGCCCUAGAGGGUAGCUUCCGAGAGAUUGGACAAUUAAUCAUAGAAGUCAACCUGGAGAACCAGGAAGUCAAGGCCCUGAUCGAUUCAGGAGCUAUGGGAAUAUUUAUGGAUCCCGACUUUGCCAAAGAAAAUGGGAUUCCCACCGAGCCAAAGGAGCACCCCUACCAGCUAACGCUGUUGGGAGGCAAGAAGGUCGGAGUAGAUGGCUGGACUUCUGGGGAGGCCGGAUACCGUGCUAUGGCAGCCACGGAUCCUCCACUGGUCGGCGAGACCGAUGCAAAAGAGAUUCCAGUGCAGUACAGAAAGUUCGCCAAGCUGUUCGAAGACCCGCAGGAUUUGAGAGCCCUGCCAGAACAUAAACCUUGGGAUCAUGAGAUCAACUUCAAAGAGGGAUUCGUACCCCCGGCUGAGAAGUUGAGACCACAUAACCCCAGUACUCUGAGAGUAUGGGAAGAAUACAGAUCUAAAGCUGAGAAGAAAGGAUGGAUUAGGAAAUCCAAGUCCCCUUGCGCAGCCAACGUAUUAUUAGCAUUCAAAAAGGGAGAUCCGAAUGGUCGACCUUGCGGAGACUACCGCCGAGUGAACGAUGAGACCAUCAGGGAUGUGUACCCAAUACCCAAAGCUCAAGAGUUAAGGGAUAGAUUGAGCAAGGCAGUGAUUUACACUAAAUUGGACCAGAGAAAUGCUUUCAAUUUGAUACGAAUCAAGGAAGGGCAUGAAUGGAAGACCGCCUUCAUACUACCUUCCGGGCUAUGGGAAUACACUGUCAUGCCGUUCGGACUAACAAAUGCACCUGCCACAUGCCAACGACAGAACAACGAAAUACUCAAAGAAUUUAGCUCAUUCGUGAUCUGUUACUUGGAUGAUAUCCUAGUCUUCUCCCAGAAGGUAGAGGAGCAUGAAGGGCAUGUCAUCAAGGUACUCGAGGCAUUUAGGAAGGUCGAUUCACGACUCAAGUUAUCGAAAUGCGAGUUUAGUGUCAAAAAGGUAACCUUCCUGGGAUAUGUCGUAGAACCAGGACAAAUGAGCAUAGAUCCGGAGAAAACUGAGAAAAAAGGUAUGGGAUUCGCCUGGAAUGAGAGGGCAGAGCAAGCCUUUCAAGAAAUCAAGGAUAGAUUCACCAGGGAACCCAUACUUUACAACUAUCAUGACGAUCGGGAGAGCAUCAUCGAGACGGAUGCUUCCGAUACCUGUGUAGCAGGAAGGAUGUACCUCCAAGGGGCUAAAUUCCCAGUAAUCAUCCAUACUGAUCACAUGAACCUACGAACCUUUACUACCACUAAGGUCCUGGAUAAUCGUAGACUAGCUCGAUGGGCUGAGGAAUUGGCCAGUUUUGAUUUGAUAAUCAAGCAUGUCAAAGGCAAGGAUAAUGCAAGAGCAGACGCGCUGAGUAGGCCACCAGGUUACGAGGAUGAUAAGACCUACCAGGAGACAGCAAUCCUGAAAUCAUUACUAAAUGGGGAUCUCGUUCCGAACCUAACGGAAAUCGCUGUUUUAGAAAAUAAACCAACGGAAGUCUGGAAAAACAAACUCACAGAGGCACAACAAAACAAGGAAGGUGUCAAAUGGCCUGAGCCGCCAGUGACCGUUGACGGAUUGAUACGAGUAGUAGGGAAAAUAUGGCUACCAAGUAGCAUUGCUCCCGAAUUCAUCGAGGAGCAGCAUGCGUUGCCAGCUCAUGGACAUCAAGGAGUACGAAGGACGCACUUAAGAAUUAAAAGACAGUAUUGGAGUCCGGGACUCCGAACCAUGGUCAAUAAAGUGGUCACCGAGUGUGAUACCUGUAUUAGGAACAAGGCUUCCCGCUAUGCCCCCUACGGACAGAUGCACACAACCGAAAUACCACCAUCACCAUGGAAGUCAAUAUCAUGGGAUUUCAUAGGACCAUUACCUAAAUCCAAGGAUCCAACGACAGGAGUAGAAUACGACUACCUCCUAGUUAUCAUGGACCGAUUAACCAAAUACAUGAUAUUAGUACCAUGCAAAACCACUUUAACUGCAGAAACCCUAGCAGCUAUAUUCCUUAAAGAGAUCAUUGCAGUACAUGGAUUACCAGAGGAGAUACUCUCGGAUAGGGAUAAACUCUUCACAUCAAAAUUCUGGACCGCCUUAGUAGCACUACUAGGCGUAAAAAGGAAAAUGUCUACAGUAUUCCACCCACAAACGAAUGGAGGGAAUGAAAGAGUAAACCAGGUUGUUGAAGCUUACCUUCGCUGCUAUAUGAAUUACCAAUAG
Molecule: messenger RNA, 3171 nt
Organism: Sclerotinia sclerotiorum 1980 UF-70
Lineage: Eukaryota; Fungi; Ascomycota; Leotiomycetes; Helotiales; Sclerotiniaceae
Exons: 4
Coding region: 1-3171 (1056 amino acids)
Biological process (GO): DNA integration
Molecular function (GO): nucleic acid binding; zinc ion binding
Source: RefSeq, a predicted model, not a curated record